UGUGAAAAGAGGACUAUGGCAUCUAACAGCCUAUUCAGCUCAGUUGCAUCAUGUCAGCAAAACUUCUUCUGGGAUCCCACUACGAGCCGGCGCUUUACUCCACCGUCCACCACGUUACCAGCAACGGGGAAAAUGAGCGAUGUGAGCGGGAUGGUGCCUCACCAGGAACCAGGGCCCGGAGUCGGAACAGCGGGGACGGCGGCGCUGAGCAGGUCUAUGAUGCGACCCCACGAGAACCGAACCAUGGUGGAUAUCAUUGCCGAUCACCCUGCAGAGCUGGUGCGCACGGACAGCCCCAAUUUCCUCUGUUCUAUCCUUCCGUCACACUGGCGAUGCAACAAAACCUUACCGGUGGCAUUCAAGGUUGUCGCCCUGGGGGAUGUUCCUGACGGGACUAUGGUCACGGUCAUGGCCGGCAAUGAUGAGAAUUAUUCGGCCGAACUCCGCAACGCCUCGGCGGUCAUGAAGAACCAAGUGGCUCGUUUCAACGAUUUGCGGUUCGUCGGCCGGAGUGGACGGGGUAAAAGCUUCACAUUGACAAUCACGGUAUUCACAAACCCACCCCAAGUGGCUACCUAUCACAGAGCUAUAAAGGUUACAGUGGAUGGUCCUCGCGAACCGAGAAGACACAGACAGAAACCUGACGACCAGCCCAAAGUUGGAUUAUUUUCCGAACGUUUGAGUGAAUUAGAACGCCUUCGCCAUACUGUGGAGAGAGUGGGUGCUUCAAUGCAAAGUCCACGGCCUUCUCUCAAUCCUACACCUGGUCCUUUCACCCCUCAGGCUGCAUCGCAAAUUGCAGACUCCAGGCAGGCCCAGUCGUCACCGCCAUGGUCAUACGAUCAGUCCUAUCCACCUUAUCUGAGUCAGAUUACAUCACCUUCCAUUCAUUCCACAACUCCUCUUUCCUCCACCCGUGCCACAGGGCUUCCUGCAAUCACUGCUGAUGUGCCAAGACGACUUUCAGGUGCAACAGAUCUUGGUCCCUUCUCAGAUCCUCGGUCCUUUGGGCUUUCUUCGCUCACGGAAAGCCGUUUCUCCAAUCCUCGAAUGCACUAUCCAGCCACCUUCACCUACACACCAACUCCAGUUACAACCGGCAUGUCUCUAGGUAUGUCUGCAGCCACACACUAUCAUACUUAUUUGCCACCGCCUUAUCCUGGCUCAUCCCCAAACCAAAGUGGACACUUCCAAACCAGCAGUGCACCCUAUCUCUACUAUGGCACCUCAUCUGGAUCUUAUCAAUUCUCCAUGGUGGCAGGGGGAGAACGCUCGCCCUCCAGAAUGCUGCCACCUUGCACCAGCGCAUCAACUGGCAGUACACUUCUCAAUCCAAACCUGCCCAACCAAAAUGAAGGCGUUGAUGCUGAUGGUAGUCACAGCAAUUCUCCCACCGUGUUGACCUCCACUGGAAGGAUUGAUGAAUCUGUUUGGAGACCAUACUGACUCUUAGAUUCAACAAGAAAACAGAACAACAGCUUUGAAAAGAACAUAAUUAUUUAAACAGUGCCUAAUGUACAGUUUUUAACUGGAUAAAAACCUUAUGAUAUGACUGCUUAGAGAAAGAACUAGUACAGACCUCAGGACAUUGCUGUACUGUUCAACAUAUGCACAUGACUUUGGCUAUUUUAAGCCCCCCCCCCCCCACACCCCACCCAAACUGAAUGAACUUAACAUCUUGUCCAAAUAGUGUACAUGAAGAAGUCCUAUUUGCACAGCAAAGGAAACAUUCUUUGAGAAAGAUGGGCCUUCCAAGAAGUGGCAGAGUGCAACUUGUAGUAAUUAUUGAAACGAUGUUGUAAGUAGCGAAACAAAAAGGUAGCUGAAAAAAGGACUCUAAGCUUGAAGAUGAAAAGUCCUGGAAAAUACAACUGCCCACUUUAAUGUUUCUUCUUUUGUAAGGAAAAUUGGCUCACAAUUAGAGUAGAAGUAUAUGAAAAGUAAAUGUAUGCAUUUAGUUUAACUAUGCAUAAAGGGGCAGAAUUUUUCUUUUUCUAAUACAUUUCUUGAGGAACACCCGUUAAAUGCAAGUAGAGAGAAGUUGGUUUUAUGAUCUUUAUGUAAGCAUUUCUGUUUACUGAAUGUUUACUACAGAUUUCAAGAUGACUUUCUGUUAUCUUGAAAUGGUUUUAUACGUACCACAAAAUUGCUUUUCAAUUUCGAAGGAGGGUUCAUCCCGUCUUACUUGGAGCAAUUUUAUUCCACUAUAUUGUUUCAUUUGAAUAUUGUUUACUCAUUAAUUGAAUGAUUCCUUGAUGUUGACAUACAGACAUUAAUAUGAUAAUGUCUACUUUGGCAUCAUUAUGCUAUAGUAUCUGUAGUUGUCUGUGUACUUGAGGAAGAAUGGCAAUAGUUAAUAAUAUCAUAACAUUCAAGCUCAAAUGGCUUACUUUAAUUAAAUGGUAUUUUCCUAUGGAAUUAGAAUCAUAAAAUAUUUUGAUAAUUAAAUAUCUGUGCAUACUUAACAAUGGAAGCUUGGGUGGAAAUUGGGACAUUCUUGGUAGUUCAUGCCUGUAGCUUUGAGAGUACUUACUUAUUUGUCACCUAUUCCAUUUCAGUCGAUUUCCCUUAAAAUCGACAUACACUUAGAGGUACAGGAGUGGUCUUCUGCCGAUAUAGCCCAUCCACUUCAAUGUCCAACAUAUUGUGCAUUCAGAGAUACUCGCCUGCACAUCACUGUUGUUAAGUGAGGUUAUCCGAGUUAUUCUCGUCUUCCUGUCAACUUAAACCAGUCUGGCCAUUCUCCUGUCACCUCUCUUAUCAACAAAGCAUUUUCGCCCACAGAACUGCUGCUCACUGGAUGUUUUUUGGUUUUCAUACCAAUCUCUGUAAAGUCUGGAGACUGUUGUGUGUGAAAACUCCAGAUCAGCAGUUUCUGAGAUACUCAAACCGUCCUGUCUGGCACUAACAAUCACUUUAUGGUCGCAAUCACUUAGAUCACAUUUCUUCCCCAUUCUGAUGUUUGGUCUGAACAACAACUGAACUUCUUGACCAUGUCUGCAGGCAUUGAGUUGCUGCCACAUGAUUGAAUGAUUAGAUAAUUGCAUUAAUGAGCAGGUAUACAGAUUUACCUAAAGGUGGCAAUUGAGUAUAGUAUAUAUAUAUAUAUAUAUAUAUACACACACACACACACACACAUAUAUAUAUAUAUCUUGCGAUAGAAUGAAAAAUUAUUUGAGGAACAAACAGCGAUAUUGCAUUGAAAAAGUAUAUAUUGGUUAAAAUAUCCUCACAGAGCUUAUGUUUGGAGGGUUUACUUAAAGGGAUAUCUACAUGUUUGGGUAUAAUAGCUCUAUUCCCAGUUACAUAUGCCUAACUCUUCUUAUGAAUAUAAGAAUGAAGCCUUCCAUUGGUUGAGCUCGACCAUGACUGUUGCAUCCUAGCUGUCUACAGUCAGCCAAUAGAAUGCAACAUCCAGGUUAACCCUGACUACAAGCCAGUACAUAAGCCAGAGCAGCAUGAUAUGGAGGGCAAGCACUUUCCUAUGCAGAAGGCUCCCCUUCUCAGGAGAGACUGAUACUGACUGGCACCAGUGGUAUCGCAGGAGUUGCCAGUCAGCGUUGAACUCAACGUAGGACUGCCUUAGGUACUCCAUCUCUGGAUUUUUCCUCAGGGUUUACUACCAAUGGAUUUCCCCACGAGGCAGUGAAAGUUUGAGAGCAGAACUUUCCUUCCCCUAAAUAAGCUGCCAACCAUUGCUGAUGAGUCCCAUCUGCCCAAAGCAACUGGCUUUAAGGCAGCAGUAACCCACCUUUGCCCCUUCUCCUGUCAGCUGAAAUAGUUCCUCCAGUCACAUUUCGCUAAAUCAUACAUGAAGGCCAGGAGCUGGACUCAUUUGUCAGAGGCUAUUUGAGAUGCAUGUUAUGUAAUUGAUGGUGGGAGCUUAUCCCACAAAGCCCCCUCGGCUAUGUGUGUAAGAAAGUACUUUUGGCAUUUGCUCUAAAUUUAACUCACAUUUUGCUGAGAAAUCAAUGUGCUAACAAUGCAAAUUAUUGUAGUUUAAUACUGAAUUUACAGUCUCAAUGCAGAUGAAAGUUCGCGUUGAAAUCAUGACAUUAUUCCCUCUUAAAUGCUUCUAAGGAAUCAUAAUUCAAAGUACCUUCCAUCAGGGAAUUAAAACCGUAUCUCACAGUUUAACGCCUACAGCUAAAAAUACAUGAUUUUAGAGUCCUGAUGAAGGGUUUUGGCCAAUAGCAUCAACUUUUGCCUUUCCAUGGUUGCUACCUGGCCUGCUGAGUCCCUCCAGCAUUUUGUGUGUGUUGCUUGGAUUUCCAGCAUCUGCUGAUUUUCUCUUAUUUGUGAUUUUAGAGUCACUGUUUCUUUUAAACAAUGAAAACAUAAACAAAAUGCAGAAAAUACUGUUUAUUUUCUUUUAUCUUCCUCCUUGGUCCAUGUUAGUGAAGGUGAUUCAAUGCUCUUUUUAGAAAGAGUGAUAAAACAUAGAGAAUAAUGUUGUUUUAUACACUCCAUAUAAAAUUGCAUAUACAGUAUUAAGGCAUAAUUUUUAAUGAGUAAGUUAAAUAUAUGUGACUCAUAGAGACAUACAGCACAGAAACAAGCCUUUCAGCCCAUCUGGUCCAUGUCAACCCAUUUAAUCUGCCUACACCCAUCGACCUGCACUGGACCAGAGCCCUCCAUAUCCCUACCAUUCAUGUACCUGUCCAAACUUCUCUUAAGUGUUGCAAUCAAGCUCACAGCCACUUAUGUUGGCAGCUCAUUCCACAUGGUCACAAAAUUCUGACUGAAAAAAUUUCCCCUCAUGUCCCCCUUAAACUUCUCACCUUUCACCCUUAACCCAUGACCUUUGGUUGUACUCCCACCCAACCUCAAUGGAAACAAUAUGCUUGCAUUUACCAUAUCUAUUCCCUUCAUAAUUAUUUUAUAGGCCUCUGUCAAAUCUCCUCUCAAUCUUCUGCAUUCGAAUGAAUACAGUCCUAACCUAUUCAAUCUUCCCUAUAACUCAGGUCCCCCAGACUUUGCAACAUCCUUGUAAAUUUUCUCUGUACUCUUUCAACCUUGUUUUCAUCUUUUCUGUAGGGUAGGUGACCAAAACUGCGCACAAUACUCCAAAUUAGGCCUCACCAAUGUCUUACACAACUUCAAAUUAACAUCCCAUCUCCAGUACUCAGUACUAUGAUUUGAAAGCUUUCUUUACAACCCUAUCUACCUGUGAUGCCACUUUUAACAAAUUAUGGACCUGUAUUCUCAGAACCCUUUGCUGUACUACACUCCUCAGUGUCCCACCAGAGCCUAACUCCUCGGGCUCUGGUAACAAUGAGAAAGAAAAACCUACAAAUAAAAAUGAAUAAAUGAUUCGAGUUAAAAAAUAUGGCGGGCCCUAGAUAUCAGAAGUAAUGGAAUAGUGGCUAACAUUCUAACAAAGAAUAUUUUGUUAUUUGUUACCUGGUUAUUUUGACAGAGGGGCUACCCUUGAGGUAAUCUAGUUUUCAGACUCAGAAGCAUUGUCCAGAUGCACAGAAACUAACUUCAGACCAUCCGUUAUUAUUAUUGAAGUGUAGUUAACACUUAAAUGUCUGCUUUAAUUCAUACUGUUACAGCUACCUUAAAACUUAUUAAUGAUACAACUUUAAGCAAAACUAAGUUUAUUUUCAAGCACUACUAGAAAUUACACAACAUAGUCAUUGUGAUUCACAAGCGCUUCAGAAGUGCUUCAUUGGUCAUAAAGCACAAGGGGUACCCUGAGGCCUGAAUGUUAUUUCUUUUAUUAUCAUGCUGAGGAGAGACUUAAGUUGAUUCACUUCUUUUAACGCAACUGCUUUGUGUAUGGGGAAUCUACCAUAUAUUAAAGUAACCCAGGUACUUGAUAUAUUAAAAUUGCCAUACCUAUAAAUCUUAAAAAGAUUACACAUGGAAAUGUGUACUCUGUCUUUGUAACUUAUAAAGCACAAAAUACAAGAGGUACAUUAAUGCAAUAUCUUAUCCUAAUGCUUCCUUAGUUUCAAAUGCUUUGUUCUAUUCUGAGACCAUUUUAUGUAUUAAAUAAAUGUCAAAUAUUUUUCAAUAUUUAGAGAUAGCAAGCUUUUUUUUACUGUAACAUUUUCUUGUGUGAAGCAUGCUUUUGUGGACCCAAGGUUCUAUUUACAUUAAAUCUGGACAACUUUAUUGAUAUUAUUUAUUGCAAGUGGUAGCUUGAAGCAAACCACCAGUCUACAUUUAUAUAUCUGUACAGGUAAUGAGUUCGAUAGUUUUCAGCAGCAUUUCUAAAAGCAGGUGUCAGGUUACACAACUCAAGGUUGAACAAUCAAAUCCUACUGCCAGUGCAAGCUGUUACCUAUUUAAUAAAAGGUACUUUAUUUGUUUAAUGUAAUUUUUAUUGCUGAGGUGGAUUUUCAAAGAUUUAUAUAUGUGUUUUUAUAUAAAGUGAUUUUUUAAAUAACAUUCUUUGUUAGGAUGUGAUAUUGUAGGGCUGCUGGCAGCAAUUUUGGAACAAAAUUUAAGGUUUUGUACAGUCAAAAGCACAUCCAACUAGAUCCAGUAUCCACCAGACUUAUGCAAUAAUUACUAUACAUUUUGGGCAUCAUGCAAAAUGUAUACAUCAUUUUUUUCAAUAGUAGCAGAUUUUCCACUGCAGAUGUGAACAUGUUUUUUGGGGUUUCUGAUAAGUUCGUUCUCAAUGGUACCAACUUUUAACUUGGACUAUCAGAGAAUCAGAGAACUGUAAUAUGCAGAGGGACACACAAAUUAACCUUGUUCUCGAGCCUCAGUCAGUUGUCUUGUAGGCUACAGUAUAUCAAACGUUUAUGAAGAUUCCUUCUAUGCUCAGUGAGAGUUUCUGCCUCGCGAUCCUUUCAGGCACUGUAACUGGGACCUUCAUAAUAACAAUUAAAAGAGCUUUCCUCAAAUCCUCUCUUAACUUUUUGUCAUUUGCCAUAUAUCUAUACCCCAGUUUAUUAAGGGGUUAUGCGAUACCUGAGAUGAUUUAAAGAUACAUUUGUUAAUUGACAUUAUCAGAUUGCCAAGUACUUGAUCUGUUUAUGUGGUGGUAUUAGAUAAUUCAAGGUAUUAUAGAACAGCAAAUAAACAAAAUGAAGAGAGUUUCAAAUCACACCAUUUGGAACAUGCAAUUACAACUAAUAUUCCAAAAUUGAAAUGUUACAUUUAGAUCCAAAAUUGCAAAAAUGAUAUUUUUUUUACUGAGCAUAAGUUUUGGCAAUAGUACUGAAUAUUAGAGUACUAAUCUCUCCAUUUUUCUUUUUCUGUUGAUGAUGACAAAUAAUUACAUAAUUUGAAACAAUAUUUUACCAUUUCAUUAGUGUUUCAAUGAAGGCCUAGCAGGGCAGAUCAAAACACCAGAUUAAAGUAUAUCUGGUUUUGUGUUGGUGAAUAGAUGAAUCCGAGUUCCUCUAGAUACCAGAAUUGGAUAGCUGUUGUUAUGGUGGCAAAAUCAUUGAGUCUAGCUGUAAACUGAAAGAUUUACUGAGUAUAGCAAUUUACACCAAUAGGUUUAACUGUGUCAAAAAAAAGUUGAGCUUUUUUUCUAUUUGACAAUUGCACCAUUAAUGUAACUGGCCAGACCUGUUGGCAAAAAUAGUCUCUGGUUAAAAAUUGCAUGUUUAUUUGCUUCCAGUGAAAGCCAUGUUAAAAUUGGUUAAAAUAAUUGCUGAAUGCUAUGAGAACAAUAUUCUUCAAGAUUCAGCACAUUGAAAGGCACAUGGAAGUUUUAACAAAAGUGAUUGGAAAGGGAACAAGGUGAAGCUUGUCCAACUCUGAUUUAGUUACGUUAUCUCUGACCCUAGAAUCUCUGUAGAACACAAAAAGGUAUUUUUUUUUUAAAAGCAGUUUUUCACACAGUUCAUAUUUAGUAUUCUCAUGGUUUGUGAUGUGAGACACAAAAUGGAAAUCCGAGCUUCCUAAUGCAACUACCAGACAGAUAGUUGAGCUCUACAAAGAAAAGCUCUAUGAGCACACAUUUUGAUCUGUUCAUAUUUUUGUUUAUGUAAAACAGACAACAUUCUGCAAUUUUGUUUUCGAUGGUAUACUUGCACUUCGGCCUUUUAAGUUUUUUUUUACUUUUUAUAUAAAUACAAGCUUUUUUAUUGCUGUUAGUUAAUAAUUGCUUUGCACUGAGUAUACUGUACAAAUGUAUUGUGUUUCCAAGCCAUUGCCAUCAUUGAUUAUGAAUCACUUUGCUACAUCUUAAAAGGGAAUAAUGCUAAGGUAGUGGUUUAUGUAACACAAAACCCACAAGAUAUUUUACCUGGCAUUUUGUCAUGAUUGUAACAUUGAUUUAAGUUUGAAUUUCAUUUUCAAUAAAAUGGCAUUUUC
Molecule: messenger RNA, 8286 nt
Organism: Hypanus sabinus (Atlantic stingray)
Lineage: Eukaryota; Metazoa; Chordata; Chondrichthyes; Myliobatiformes; Dasyatidae
Gene: runx2a
Product: RUNX family transcription factor 2a
Exons: 7
Coding region: 16-1446 (476 amino acids)
Biological process (GO): regulation of cell differentiation; regulation of transcription by RNA polymerase II; neuron differentiation
Cellular component (GO): nucleus
Molecular function (GO): DNA-binding transcription factor activity, RNA polymerase II-specific; RNA polymerase II cis-regulatory region sequence-specific DNA binding; ATP binding
Source: RefSeq, a predicted model, not a curated record